Molecule: messenger RNA, 1212 nt
Organism: Paramecium pentaurelia
Lineage: Eukaryota; Ciliophora; Oligohymenophorea; Peniculida; Parameciidae
Source: the annotation of a GenBank genome assembly
AAUGGAUAAUAAUGAUCAUAAGGAAAAUCAAGAAAAACAAUAUAUAUGCAUUGAUCCUAAAUGUGAUUAAUCAAGUAGGUUAUUUAAAGCGAAAAAUGACAAUCACCCACAUAAAGCUCAUGAUCAUCAACUAUACUCUGAGUUCUAGAAAUUGAUUCGUGCUUAAUUUCCAUAACAAGUGAGGGAAUAAAUUAAUUAAUAAUUUAAUAAAGAUGAACUAGUAAAGGCCAUCUAAAGUAGGUCUGUAUAGAUGCAUGAGUCUAUUAAAAUUUUUGAAGAAAACUUAAUAAAGUAAAUAUACUCUUUGAAAACUAAUAGAACUAUAGAAGCUUAUGAUGUAUUAGGAGCAGAUAAAGCUUCUAUUAAUUAAGCUCUAAGUCAAUUAAAUGAAUCCAAUCCUCCAUAAUCCCUCAAUGUUUAAGGUCUGUUACAUGUGUUAAAAAUCAACAAAUUGGGACCAUAAAAAGUAUUAGAAAAAUGGAAAAGAGAAAAUGAUAUUAUCCUAAAAGAAUUGAAUACUUAAGCAGAAUCUGCUUUGAAAACAUUAAGUAAUGCAACUCUAUAAAGUUACAUGCAUAUCUAACAUUUAUAGAGUCCAUUAAUUUUAUAAAAGUACCAAUAGAAUAUGGUAUUGUAGAAUGCAUUUUGCAUGGAGUCAAAAUUUCAAAGCCAGUUCUGUGACAAUUAGAGAAGAAGCUGUUUAUGAAAAAGGAAAUGCUAUGGGUCUAGUUUGUAUCUAAUAAUAACUUGAGAAGGAUCAAAUAUAAAGUUUAACUAUAGAUGUGAAAGAAAGAGGAGGAGUAUAAUAUAUAUAUAGGAAUAAUAGAAUUUGUAUGUUGGAGUGAUGGAUAUAAAUGAAAGAAAAUAGAAAGGAAGAAGAGCAUUUAGUUUUCAUGAUUGGAAUGAGUCUGGUCAUGGUUUGUAUUUGAUUUAUCAUGGAGGGUGUAAUAAAUAAAUAUUAAAUUUAGAUGUAUUUAGUUCAAAUGAUACAUCUAUAAAUACUAAAAAAGUUGGAUUUAAUUUUGAUUAAAAUGAUAAAUUAAUUCUUACUUGGAAUGGUCCUGAACAUACUAUUACUAUCUUGAAGGUAGGAAGUAGUCAUGUAAAUUCUAAAACAUUAUAUAAUAGUAAUUUGCUUUCAAAGUUAAUCCAGACGGCUAAUAUCACUUUUCUGUAGGAUUAUUUAAAUGCGAAGUCAGAUUGAUUGAAUGA